Etheostoma cragini (Arkansas darter) is the source of this 9195-nucleotide messenger RNA. RefSeq names its product glutamate receptor, ionotropic, N-methyl D-aspartate 2A, b (gene grin2ab). Gene Ontology annotation, molecular function: NMDA glutamate receptor activity; transmitter-gated monoatomic ion channel activity involved in regulation of postsynaptic membrane potential. NCBI's taxonomy places the organism in Eukaryota, Metazoa, Chordata, Actinopteri, Perciformes, Percidae. Gene Ontology annotation, cellular component: NMDA selective glutamate receptor complex; postsynaptic density membrane; postsynaptic membrane. The record is from RefSeq and is a predicted model, not a curated record. The transcript has 18 exons. Gene Ontology annotation, biological process: monoatomic ion transport; long-term synaptic potentiation; synaptic transmission, glutamatergic. The coding region runs from base 1134 to 5627 and encodes 1497 amino acids.
GCGAGGUGGCACCAGGUGAUGCCGUAAACAACAAAUGAUAGUGUGCGCCAUACCUCUCUUGCGUCUUCAUUUUCUGGAGAAGACACGCCAGAAAAAGCGACACGCGGAGACACAGAAAAUCCGGAGAGAGGCAGAGGAGAAGAAGAGACAUAUCAGUUUUAACGAACUGGGAAGUUGAAGUUGCUUUUUGGCCAAAUGUCCCUAGCGCGCGCCCUCUUAACUCGCCACAUUUGCUUUUGAUAUUUUAUGAUGGGAAGAUGAAGUCACCCAAUUCAUCCCUCCACUACUACCCCCCUCUCCCCUCCACCAUCAUUCUCUCAUUCAGGCCCGUUGCCCUUAUGUUUAAUUAACUAGGCUGAUGUGUAAGUACCUUCAGCCAGCGAAGCGUGGGCGGCGGGCUGCGGGGUAGAGAGACUGCCGGAGAACAUCUCCUUAUUUCUCUCCGCCCGGGCGCUCGGUCGGCUGCCGGAGCAUCACCUCUGUCGUGCGGCGUAGAAAGCUACAAAAAAUAACUCGAGCCUUUUUAAGUUGUUCCGAUUUGUUUAGGUUGUUUUUGGAGUGCAGUGUUAUUUUGCGAAGAGCGCGUGAGGGAGAAGACGAGGGUGAGUGAGAAAAGAGAGAGGGAGAAAGUGCGCGCGCGUGUGUGUGCGCGUUUUGAUGUUAUUUGUGACGGAAUCCCCCCUUCAGUCUUCAAGAAUCCGCGAGCGGCGCGAGGAGGCGAGGAGGAGGCGCGCGGACCUGUCCACGAGCCACUGCGGAACGCGCGGGGCUGCCGCUGGAGAUCCCGAACCAACGGUUAUUUUGGAUUGUAGAGUCUAAUUGAUCCCCGCACUUCAACGGCUUUUUUAUUCCCCCUUUUCCCAGUCCAUCUCCACCGUUGAAUGAACGGUGUUUGACAUCUUAACCGAGAGGAAUACUAUAUCCACCGGGGGUGAGGUGCUGGUGAAGGUCUUCAGAGGCAGACAGGUGGAUUUAUCCGUGCGGUGGUGUGUGUUUUUUGGGGGCGACUGGAUGGAGGAGAAAUUGAUGGAUUAAUUUUACGGAGAAGAGUCGUAUGUGAUUCACACUCCUGCCGAGGGCACCCGAAUGGAGUAACAGGCUGCAAUGUCAUCUCCACCUGGCCGCCUGGAGAGAUGUGUCACGGGAAUGGGAUCAAGUUUGAACACUUUUGCUCUGGUUUCACUGACGCUGUGAGAAGGAACCAAAAUGCCAGUAAACGGACAGGUCAUGGUGGCUGCCUGCACGGGCCCUCAGACCACGGCAGUAAAACUCAGCAUUCAUCGCACGGACUCCGAAGAAGAAGGCGCAAAUCCUCCGCGACGGCAAACCUGCAGCAGCCACGCUUUGUGACGACGAAGGGUAUGAUGGGUGGAGUAGGCUGGCUGUUACUCCUACUCUCCCAGAUGAUGGUGCCUGUGGCGUCCCAGAAGCCUCCAGGUCUCAGUGUGGGCGUGAUCAUGGGCCAGACGCGCUUCAUUACUGAUCAGGAUCUCCGCCCAUCUAGGCGCCCUGAUGAUGCCCUUGACGUCUCCGUUGUAAUACUGAGAAUAAACCAGACAGACCCAAAGUCUGUGAUUACACAGGUGUGUGAACUUCUGUCACGCACUCGUCUCCAUGGCAUUGUGUUUGCCGAUGGCACCGAUCAGGAAGCCAUUGCCCAGAUCCUUGACUUCCUCUCCGUUCAGACCCAACUUCCAGUCCUGGGAGUCCAUGGAGGCUCCUCUAUGAUUAUGGCUGACAAGGAUGAGAAGUCCACUUUCUUCCAGUUCGGCGCGGCUUUGCAGCAGGAGGCUUUGCUCAUGCUUUCCAUCAUGGAGGAAUAUGACUGGCAUAUUUUUUCUAUCGUCACUUCCAAGUUCCCCGGGUACCAGGAUUUCAUCAGCACACUGAAGAUAACCGUGGAUCACAGCUUUGUGCGCUGGGACCUGCAGAGUGUGGUGACUCUAGAUGCUGUAGAUGGCGACCCAAACUCUAAAUCACACAUUGCCCUCAAGAGGAUCCAGAGUCCCGUUAUACUCCUGUACUGCUCCAAGGAUGAGGCUGUGUAUAUACUCGAGGAAGCCCGGUCCUUGGGUCUGAUUGGAGCUGGUUACAUUUGGAUUGUGUCCAGUCUCACCACUGGCAACCCAGACUUUACCCCUGAGGUGUUUCCCCUGGGUAUGAUCUCUGUGUCCUAUGAUGACUGGGAGUACCCGCUGGAUACGCGGGUACGGGAUGGGGUGGGCAUCAUUUCAUCCGCAGCCACCGCCAUGCUGCGGGAGAAGGGGGAGCUGCCAGAGGCCCAGAGCAGCUGCUACAGCACUCCGUCAGACAGGAGCCCAGGGAAGCUCCCACCUAGUGCCCUGCGCAGACACAUGAUGCAUGUAUGGAAUGAAGGGCGUGACUUAUCCUUUACUCCAGAUGGUUACCAGGCAAACCCCAAAUUGGUUGUCAUCGUCCUGAAUAGUGAAAGGAAGUGGGAGAAGAUGGGCCGUUGGGAGAAUGGGACGCUGGCGUUGAUGUUCCCAGUGUGGCCGAGGUAUAACUCCUUCGGGGAUGAGGAUGCAGAUGAAAACCAUCUCUCAAUCGUCACCCUGGAGGAGAAACCUUUUGUCAUUGUCGACAAUGUAGAUAUCCUCACCGGCACCUGCAUGAGAAACUCUGUGCCCUGCCGCAAGCAUGUCAAAAACCUCACUCACUUUCCCCUCUCAGAGCCCUUCAGUGCAUCAGUUUGGGUGAUGAUGUUUGUGAUGCUGCUCAUUGUCACAGCCAUCGCAGUCUUCCUCUUUGAGUUUGUCAGUCCGCUGGGCUUCAACCGCAACUUGGCCCAAGGCAAAGACCCACAUGGUCCAUCAUUCACCAUUGGUAAGGCCAUUUGGCUGCUGUGGGGUCUGGUGUUUAACAACUCUGUACCCGUGCAGAACCCAAAGGGCACCACCAGUAAGUUCAUCGUAUCGGUGUGGGCCUUCUUUGCCGUCAUCUUCCUGGCCUCCUACACUGCCAACCUGGCUGCCUUCAUGAUCCAGGAAGAGUUCGUGGACCAAGUCACCGGACUGUCUGACAAGAAGUUCCAGAGUCCAUAUUCCUAUUCCCCUCCAUUUCGCUUUGGGACGGUUCCUAAUGGCAGCACUGAGCGCAACAUCAGGAAGAACUAUCCAGAUAUGCAUCAAUACAUGACCAAGUACCAUCAGACUGGUGUCCAUGAUGCACUGGCCACCCUCAAGUCUGGAAAGCUGGAUGCUUUCAUUUACGACGCUGCAGUGCUGAACUACAUGGCUGGCAGAGACGACGGCUGUAAGCUGGUCACCAUCGGCAGCGGCUACAUCUUUGCCACCACAGGUUAUGGUAUCGCCCUACAGAAAGGAUCCUACUGGAAACGUCAUGUUGAUCUGGCCAUUCUGGGCAUCAUAGGAGAUGGGGAGAUGGAGGAGCUGGAGGCCCAGUGGCUGACAGGGAUCUGCCACAAUGAGAAGAACGAGGUGAUGUCCAGCCAGUUGGACAUAGACAACAUGGCAGGUGUAUUCUACAUGCUGGCCACAGCCAUGGGCCUUGCCAUCCUCACCUUCAUCUCUGAACACCUUUUCUACUGGAGGCUAAGAUACUGCUUCACUGGUGUCUGCACAGGGAGGCCGGGUCUGCUCUUCACUAUCAGCAGGGGUAUAUGGAGCUGUAUCCAUGGUGUUCAUAUAGAUAUGAAGAAAAAGAACCCUGAGCUGGACUUUAGUCCUCAAGCCAACAUGCUGCAUCUGCUCAAGUCCGCCAAGUCCAUGGCUUUGUCUUCUCCCAAACGCAACACUGUAGUCUUGCAGCCUAAUAUACUAGAUGUGAUGACAGGGAAAGGUAACUCACUCCAUAGCCUGCCCCAGAAGGGUCCUGGUCUCUAUAGCAACGCCGCUGGCCAACACAGUUUCUUGUCAUUGUCCGGGCGACACAAAAACCUCCUUAACAAUGCUGCGCCAUUUCCCAUGCAACAAAAAGCCCCCCCUCUUCAAACCAGCCCCAACAAGCCCCAGCUGUCAAUCACCAAUGACAACGGCAAGACCCGCCUCGCCACGCCUGCUGUCUCUGCUGGUCCACAGGCCUCUAAACCUCGAGCCCUAUGGAAGAAAAGUGUGGAGACAUUGAAGACCCAACCUACUGUCGUAUCUCCCGGCCCAAGCCCUGUCCCAGCAUCUGGACCUGGCCCUCCACCAAUGAAGAGCCAACGGUACCUGCCUGAAGAGCCGCCACACUCUGACAUCUCAGAGUGCUCAAGCAGGCCGCCAUCACACAAAGAUUCUGAUUCCAUGGCGGCGAGGGGUGGAUUCAAGCCUGUCAAUCAGCUGAGGAAAAGGGUUGGGGGAGGAGGAGGAGGAGGAGGAGGUGGGGGCGGAGGAUCCAAGAUCUACUCCAUUGACUCAGACCAGGCCAGUCUCCAGUCCGCUCCGCCCUACCAGCGAGACAGCCAGGGGGGAGGUGACGACCACAGUUACCCCCCUGAUCUGUUUCCACCUGACAACACGUACUCGCACAGUCACACACUCUCCCACCAGGCGGACGCACCCAUUUUGCAGCUGAGUGCCAGCCUGCUGCAUCAUAGUCACAGCGCAGAGGCUGACCUACACUCCCUGAAGGACAAGAAAUAUAGCACCUACACUCACAGCAGUUCGAAGGACAAAGCUGGGGGUUCAUUUGAAGCUCCAGGUGCAGGACAGGGGACACAAAGCGCCAGGCCCGGCCACUGUCGCUCCUGCCUGACCAAGCUGAGCGGUUACUCCGGCCUUUACACUGUCCGCUCACCACAGGCUCGGUGUGAUGCCUGCGCCCACCUGGGAAACCUGUAUGACAUCAGCGAAGACCACCUGCACUCACACUACUCCCACACACACACUCACCCACACAGCGGGGACAUGUUUACACACUACCUUCCCCAGAGCGAGCUGGGCCUGGUGGGCGAAGGGGACGGGCUAGUCAACCCAUUCGAGCCCUCCCCUUCCUCUCCAUCUCCUCUCCCCACCUCCUCGUCGGCCCAACACCUUCAGCUGAGUCGUCAGCACUCCUACGAGAACGUGCUUCCGGACGGUGUCCCUGAGCGUCAGUCGCAGCUGCACGCCCACCUGCGGGGGCUGAGCCUUCCUGACAGAGAUAGGGAGAGGGAGCUGACCCUGGACGAGGGGGCCUAUGCUAAUGUUCUCACAAUGCGCUCGGAUCGUCCGUAUAGCAGCCGCAGCCCCCCCUCUCCGUCACCCUCCCACCACCACAGUCUGGACGCCCCUAUGCCCCUCCCCCGGCGCUCAAAGAGUCUCUUCCCUGAUCGCCCCUCUCACAACCCUUUCCUCCAGUCAGCUCCUGGCACGACACAACGAGAUCCCUCCCCCCAGGCUGUCACACGCAUGCCACAGAGAAGUUCCGCCCACGAGCUCUAUAAGCAGCGAAUGCCGCUGUCACUUACACUAGGUAACCAUGGCAGCCAUCACAACAACCAGCAUGGCGGCCUUGUCGACCAACAGGUGUUUUACCCUCAACAGGAGCCCCCUGUGGUGGCCUACAUGGUCCCACCUGCUGCUGCUCAGCCACUGAAUUAUGUGACAGCGCCACGAGCCUCGAGCGCAGGUGGCAACAGACCCCGGCUCUACCGCCGCAUGCCCAGCAUCGAGUCUGACGUCUGAGAGUCACACGCAACACACUUACUCUCACUGAAACACACUAGCACACACGCAUGCAAGACAGAGGUGUGUGUGACCGGACCAGGCAGCUCUGAUUCAAGCACAUACACAGAAACACACUGACACACAUACACACACACACACACACACACAGGUGAAAGACGGGAAGGUUGGCUCUGGACUAAAAGGUUAAUGGGGAUGCUAAGUAAAGAGUAAAUGAAUCAUUCUUUAUCACACCCUCUAUAGGCCAGGGUCGGGGCCACAGGGACACCUAGAGGCAUAAUACAAGAUGAAGAGUGUGAUUGUACUAUCCUCAAACUAAAGCCAACGAGGCACAGACUAUCAAUGCGGCUGACAAGACCGAUCGAAUCCCUGGUGGAAUGAGUGGGACACUGUGCACGGAGUUUAACGCCAACAGUGGGAUCUGAUGGAAGAUAUAAAAGGGUGAAACACGAUCUGACUUGUUCUGCCCUUUCACCAACCUCUUGAAGAUGAAGGGGACACACAGAAAACAACUUUCUUUCUGAGAUGACACACACACACACACACACACACAUAUCUUUCAGCUAAACACACCUGCCCCACUCCAGGACUCUCCUGUUGCACUAUGAUUUCUUCGGUCAACCCGUAUGUUGUCUGAGCCUCCAAACUGCACUGCCAGCAUGGCUUAAAGAGUAGUAAACUACACUAGAGUAGUCGCUGACUUAAUGGAAAUUACUGUCUUUGUAAUAGACUACAAUUGAACUGGGAGGCGGGCAGCUGGUCAGGACACAGAAGCGUAUCAGCUCCUUCCAGCAGAUGUAAAAACACUCAAACACACACACACACACACACUGUGUUUGUUUCUAGGGGGGGAGGGGAGUAAAACUACAGACUGUUUGUUAUUGGUGAUGCCAGUUAAUUGAACAUUCCAAAAAGUGGACCAAACAUGGCCGCCAGUCGAAGCCUAUCGGGACGAGAGUGUGUGUUCUAGUGUUUCUAGAUCUAGAGACAUACAGUACAGUAUAGCAUCCUUGCUUCCUCUCUUAGCUAGCCUUCAGGUCAUACUGCAUGCUUCCUACUGCCCUGUGUUACAGUUAAACUCCUAUACAGGGUCAAAUAUGCACACAUGCACACACAUAUAUGCACAUACACACACAUGCAGAUACGCAGUAGUCUAGGAUAGUAGUUUAGGCUGGGUGGGUGUGUGUGUCGAAGCUAUGAGAUAGCUUCUCUUUGUGCACUUUGUAGAUUUUAUACCCUGCCACCUAACACAGACGUUUGACCAAAAACACUUUUAUACUGAAAAAUAUGAAUAUUCUCAAUCAUUUGCUGGAUAGAUGUUUUCCUUUCUCUUUUUUCUCUUUGACAUUGGGUUUUAGGGCACCAUUAAGUUUCCAUUGUGAGGUCAGAUGUUUUACAGUGUUAGAUCAUGGGUAAAGCAUUAUAAGGUAAACACAACAACUCUUAAUCUUUCUCUUCUUUUUUCACUUUUACUGUACUCAUCCCUCCUUCUAGCCGUACCUUCUUCAUCUGCUUUUGUUAAUUCUCUUAAUUACUCCUUACUUAAUUUUUACUCCUUCCCAUUUUCCAUUUAUUAUAGAGUAGAUUGAGUAUCAGAAGAAUAAAGUUCCAUCGUGGUGUUUAAAAGUCAACAUAUUGUUGGAAAUCACUUUUUAUCACUAGUCGUAAGAAUUCCUCAAAUUCAGCACCGGCUCUCCUAUGAUAAGAUAGGACGCUUUUUUCUAAUCAUUUUUUUUAUGUUAAAAGAACUUGAGGCCCGUUUUAAUGUUUCCGAAGUGAUUUCAGAGGCUGAGUGCAUCACUGUUGCAUAUUUACUCAUCAAAUUGAUACUCCUGGGCGAGAGUAGCUGAUACUUGUGUGGCUCUCUGUUGGCGAGAACAUAGCGCUGUGUUUCAGCAGAGAGUCACGUGGCAAAGCAGAGCGUUUGCAAAGUGACUCGUUACAGAAGCAACAUUCACACACACACACACACACACACACACACACACACACACACACAUGCACAAAUUCAACAAGCUGGCAAUGAGUGUUCUAGUGUUCUAGAAAUCCAUAAUCUAAGUAAGGGCAUUGAUUUUUUUGAGCACAAGGAUUUUGAUGGAAAGAUUUGAUAUCCCAUUAGCUCAGCGUCUGUCUCUAUUUUCUUUUUAUUCUCUCUCUCUCACUCCCGUACACACAAACACACACACACACAUGCACACACGUACAUACAUCUAUAUAUAUUGGCUGCAAAUAAUGCAAGACAGUUUGAAUAAAAAAAUGCACCUUUUGAAUGGUGAAAGCUGCCCCUCUUUUGGUAAUCUUAACAGGUUUGGUGUGUGAGUUAUAUGCACAAUAUCAGGUUGCAAUAUUAUACUUCUGUACAGAGAAAUAUUUGUUUUUAAAUGUUAGAAACUGAUUUCAUUUGUUUGAUUUGAAUGGUAUUAAGUGUUGAGUUCAUUUCAAUAACAAUGUGGCUUUUUAUUCUGCUUCUUUAAAGAAAAAAAAGACUGGCAUGUUUUUAGAUUCUUGUGUGAUUUAUUUUUCCUCUGGUGUGUUGUUGGUUGGGACCUCACUGUACAGUCCUCACUGUUGGGGUUGACAGAAUAGUUAACUAUCCCGGUCAGCUAACCAGUUAACUAGCAACACGUAGCUGGGUCUCUCAUCUGAAUCACACUCAAUGAAUAAUGAUAGUCCAGCCUGUGUGGUUAAUACGAACCCCCUCCCACCCACAUAGUUCUCUUCCACUACCAGUCUGUGCUGUUUCACCUCAGAGUGUGAGCAUGUGCGCGUGUGAGCGUGUGUGUGUAUGUGCGUGCUUUUGAGCGUGUGUGUGUGUGUGUUUUACACCGUGCAGGCAUUUAUAUAAGACAGAGGAGGAUAUGUGUAACAAGAGGUUGUUUGUGGUGUGUGCGCGUGUGUGUGUGUGUGUGUGUGUGUAUACACCUUUCUGUACUCUCUUCCCUUCGUCCCACACAUAACAUUUGACCCGGCUGUUACUCAUACAACACAAAUACAGUUUUGCACACACGCAAACACACACACAUGUUGCGUCCGUGCUGUUGUGGUAAAGAGAGCAUGUAAAAUGAGUUUUGUACGUCCACCAUCACACAGAUUUUUACACCAACCUUUUGUUUGAUUUUUUUUAAAUUGCAUGACGUGCUUGUGUUUUUGGUGGUACCUAUUUUGCUGCAACACCAGAGUUGUCCCUGAGUUGACCUACUGAGGCUACAUGUACCAACGUUCCCCUCCACACUGGUUUGUGCACCAUAUCUGACUGGAGCCCCAGAUGCUUAAACACUCCCGACUCUCGGCCUGUGAUGUCACCAAUAUGGCGCCUAGCUGGCUCCUGCACAACGCCAGCCGCCGUCAAGGAACAUGUGGAAGUUUGGUCCAGAUGUCCACAUAUUAUAAACAGUACUGGGUGAAAGGAGUGCGUUGGUGUGUAGUCCUCCGGGUCUCCCCGCCGUGUAUCUCACUUGUGUAUAAGUUCAGGGGUUUCUAAGCUACUAGUUGUGUUGUAAAUACUACCUUGUCACUCAGUACCUCUGUACAAUCUGUAAAUAAGUAAAGGUUACAUUUUUCUACUUGU